ACAAGUCCAGCUCCAAGGAUUAGAUUUAACCCCACAGUUCCCAAUAUUGUUCUCUCAGAACACAAGGAUGUCAAGAUCAAUUGCACCAUUGUUGUGCCAAAUUUAAACAGCGGAGAGCAAAUAACGUGGUGGAAAGAUGGAAAUUCAAUUCAACAAUCUGACCGAAUCUCUGUGCAGUCUUUUGAAAUCCAAGAUAUAACGGUGACAUCUAUGGUAUCUUCAUACAGCAUUACAGGCGUGAUGCGAUCUGAUAAUGGCACAUACAACUGUAAAUUAAGAAUUGAGGAUGAAGAAAUAAUUUCAGAUCCUAUCUACAUUCAAGUGGAAGGACUUCCACAUUUCAUUCAACAGCCAGAGAGGUUAAAUGUCUUUAGAAACACUCCAUUCAAUCUCACCUGUGAGGCUGUUGGCCCCCCAGAACCUGUCGAAAUUUAUUGGUUCCGUAACAGCAGAAAAAUCAAUGAUAUUCCCGAAGUGUCACCAGCAGUUCUUAGUGUGUUGGGUUUGGAUGAACCAGUAAUAUACAGUUGUGAAGCACAUAAUAAGAAAGGACUGACUGCUUCCAAUAAUGUGAAAAUCAACAUUAAAGAUUUUCCAUCUCCUCCGGUUCAAGUCAAUUCUACUAAGCAAUUAGCAAAUGGCAUCUUUGUUUCCUGGGUCCCUGGUUUUGAUGGGUAUUCUCCUCUAAGUCUCUGCAACAUACAGGUGACUGAACUUUUACAAGGCAACAGUACAUCUUCUAUGAUAUAUAACACAUCUGUACCACCUUACACACAUCUGAUCAGCCAUCUGAAGUCAUUUACAGAAUACAAUAUUAGCGUUUCCUGCAGGAAUGAAGUAGGCUGGUCAUUGUCAAGCCCAUGGAUUGUUGCCAGAACUGCACAAGGA
Molecule: messenger RNA, 888 nt
Organism: Staurois parvus
Lineage: Eukaryota; Metazoa; Chordata; Amphibia; Anura; Ranidae
Source: the annotation of a GenBank genome assembly